Messenger RNA from Sceloporus undulatus (fence lizard), 1514 nucleotides. RefSeq names its product alpha-1-antiproteinase-like. The record is from RefSeq and is a predicted model, not a curated record. Gene Ontology annotation, biological process: negative regulation of endopeptidase activity. Bases 144 to 1385 code for a protein of 413 amino acids. Gene Ontology annotation, molecular function: serine-type endopeptidase inhibitor activity. Lineage: Eukaryota; Metazoa; Chordata; Lepidosauria; Squamata; Phrynosomatidae. The transcript is spliced from 5 exons.
UUAAUCUCUCCAGCCAGCCCUUCAGCUCCAGUAGCAUCUUGGCAGCAGAGAGAGAGGGAGGAGGUUCUUGCCAUGCCCACCCAGCACCAUCUACAGCAGCAGUAGCAGCGGCAAGGAGCCAAGAUUUCUCCUACAAGGACACAAUGUCUAUUUUCAACCUGGCUUGGCUUCUCGCUGGCCUUUGUGUGCUUGUUCACUGCCAUCACAUCCCUAUCGACUUUCAGGCUGACAACCAAUAUUCUCUUGUUGGUCACCAAAAUUUGCCCCAUCUGAAGAUAGCUCCAGGAAAUAUUGAUUUUGCCUUCAAACUCUACCACGAGGUUGCUUUAGGGGCUGCUAAGAAGAAUAUAUUCUUUUCUCCCCUGGGCAUUUCCACUGCCUUUUCCAUGCUGGCACUGGGAGCUAAGUCUCACACACUGAGUCAGCUUUUAUCAGGACUUAGCUUUAACCAGACAGAAAUCACUGAGCAAGAAAUACGUGAAAAUUUUCGUGCACUCCUUGAGCACUUAAACAAUCCCUCCAGAAAUAUUGAGCUGACCCUUGGGAAUGCCCUUUUCAUAGAUGAGGAAUUCAAACCCCUAAAGAAGUUCCUGAAAGAUGCUAAAUAUUUCUUUAAGUCUGAUAUUUCUCAUACUAACUUCAACAAUUCUGAAGAAGCUGAAGAGGAGAUUAAUAGCUACAUAAAGAAGAAAACCAAUGGAAAAUUAGUUGAUGUUGUCAAGGGUCUUGAUGCAGAGGUUGUAACGGUCCUUGUAAAUUAUAUAUUCAUGAAAGCCCAUUGGAAAAAUCCUUUCAAUCCUUCAAAUACUCAAGAAGAUUACUUCUUUGUGGAUGAACACACUACAAUCAAAGUUCCUAUGAUGUUCAGAAAUGGCCUUUAUUAUACAUACCAUGACACAGAUCUGUCCUGUCAAGUGGCAGUGCUCCCAUACCAGGGCACUACUUCAGCAUUCUUUGUCCUGCCUGACCCAGGGAAAAUGAAGCAGGUGGAAGAUGCCCUAGGGAGAGAGCUUUUCUUAAAAUGGUUGAAUUCAUUGAGAGAACAGAGAAUAAAUCUCCAUCUUCCAAAGUUUUCCAUAUCUACCAAAUAUGUUCUGAAAGGGAUAUUGAGAAGAUUGGGUAUUACUGAUAUAUUUACAAAUGAAGCCAAUCUAUCUGGAAUUACUGGGAAGCCUGACCUGCAGAUUUCUAAGGCUUUUCACCAAACUUAUCUGAACGUCCAUGAGAAUGGCACUGAAGCUGCAGCUGCUACUGUCAUUGAGGCUGUUCCUGUUUCUCUCUUCCCUAUAAUGAAAAUGAGCAGGCCCUUCUUAAUGAUAAUUUUUGAAUCUAAUAGCCAAUCCAUCUUAUUCAUGGGUAGAAUUACAAACCCUAAUGAAAACUGAUCCCAUUACUAGUGUUUUAGUUGUAAUUUGGACAAUGUAAUGCUGGCUAAAUUAAACAUAUGUCAUUUGCUAUUCUAAAACUGUCACUGUCUUGUAUUCUUAAAGAAAAUAAAUACUGAUGACAUAGAA